AUGGGCGACGCGGAAAUGGAGUGUUUUGGCCCGGCGGCUGUUUUCCUCCGGAAGAGAGAACGAGAGCGGAUUGAAGCUCAGAACACGCCGUUUGAUGCUAAAACCGCGUACUUUGUGACCGAGCCUGCUGAGAUGUACCUAAAGGGGAAACUCAUCAAGAGGGAUGGCGGGAAAGCCACAGUGGAGACUCUCGACGGGAAGCAAACUCUCACUGUAAAAGACACUGAAAUCUUCCCCAUGAACCCUCCCAAGUAUGAUAAGAUCGAGGACAUGGCCAUGAUGACCCAUCUCAGUGAGCCGUCUGUGCUGUAUAACCUCAAAGAGCGUUACGCAGCGUGGAUGAUCUACACCUACUCCGGGUUGUUCUGCGUCACUGUGAAUCCCUAUAAGUGGCUCCCAGUGUAUGACUCAGUGGUUGUAUCAGGAUACAGAGGAAAGAAGAGGAUUGAGGCUCCACCCCACAUCUUCUCCAUCUCUGAUAACGCCUAUCAGUUCAUGCUCCAAGAUCGUGAAAAUCAGUCUAUCCUUAUUACUGGAGAAUCCGGUGCAGGAAAGACCGUCAACACCAAACGUGUCAUCCAGUACUUUGCGACAAUCGCAGUGGCUGGAGGAAAGAAAGCUGAACAGUCUUCUGGAAAAAUGCAGGGGUCACUGGAGGACCAAAUCAUUGCAGCCAACCCCCUGCUGGAGGCUUAUGGUAAUGCCAAAACUCUCAGGAAUGACAACUCAUCCCGUUUUGGUAAAUUCAUCAGAAUCCAUUUUGGAACCACAGGAAAAUUGGCCUCUGCAGAUAUCGAAACAUAUCUGCUGGAGAAGUCUCGAGUGACAUUCCAGCUGUCUGCUGAGAGGAGCUACCACAUCUUCUACCAGCUCAUGACGGGUCACAAACCUGAGGUCAUAGAGGCUCUGCUGAUCACCACAAAUCCAUAUGACUAUCAUAUGGUCAGUCAGGGUGAAAUCACUGUCAAGAGUAUCGAUGACGUUGAAGAAUUCAUUGCCACUGAUACUGCCAUCGACAUCCUGGGAUUCACUUUAGAAGAGAAAAAUGGUAUAUUCAAGCUGACUGGAGCUGUGAUGCAUCACGGAAACAUGAAAUUUAAGCAGAAGCAGCGUGAAGAGCAGGCUGAGCCAGACGGCAAUGAGGUGGCAGAUAAAAUCGCCUACCUCAUGGGCCUGAACUCUGCUGAUGUGCUCAAAGCUCUUUGCUACCCAAGAGUGAAGGUUGGGAACGAGUUUGUGACCAAAGGUCAAACUGUCAAUCAGGUCAACAAUUCCGUCAGUGCCCUCUGCAAGUCUGUCUAUGAGAAAAUGUUCUUGUGGAUGGUCGUCAGAAUCAAUGAGAUGCUGGACACCAAGCAGUCAAGAAGCUCUUUCAUCGGUGUCCUGGAUAUUGCUGGCUUUGAAAUCUUUGAUUACAACAGCUUGGAGCAGCUGUGCAUCAACUUCACCAAUGAAAAACUGCAACAGUUUUUCAACCACCACAUGUUUGUCCUGGAGCAAGAAGAGUACAAGAAAGAGGGAAUUGAAUGGGAGUUCAUUGACUUUGGUAUGGAUCUGGCCUCCUGCAUUGAGCUUAUUGAGAAGCCAAUGGGCAUCUUCUCCAUCCUUGAAGAGGAGUGCAUGUUCCCCAAGGCGUCAGACAUGACCUUCAAGAACAAACUGUACGACCAGCAUCUUGGUAAAAACAAAUCCUUUGAGAAACCAAAACCUGCCAAAGGUAAAGCUGAGGCCCACUUCUCUCUGGUGCACUAUGCUGGCACUGUUGAUUACAACAUCACUGGCUGGUUGGACAAGAACAAAGACCCCCUGAACGACUCCGUGGUUCAGCUCUAUCAGAAGUCUUCAGUCAAACUGCUGGCUCUACUCUACGCAUCACACGCUGCAACAGAGGCUGAAGGUAGUAAAAAAGCCGGCAAGAAGAAGGGUGGCUCCUUCCAGACUGUGUCUGCUUUGUUCAGGGAGAAUUUGGGCAAGCUGAUGACCAACUUGAGGAGCACACAUCCUCAUUUUGUGCGCUGUCUUAUUCCCAACGAGUCAAAGACUCCAGGUCUUAUGCAGAACUUCCUGGUCAUCCACCAGCUCAGGUGCAACGGUGUGCUGGAAGGAAUCAGGAUCUGCAGGAAAGGUUUCCCCAGCAGAAUCCAAUAUGGUGACUUCAAACAGAGAUACAAAGUUCUGAACGCCAGUGUCAUCCCUGAGGGUCAGUUUAUCGAUAACAAGAAGGCCUCAGAGAAACUGUUGGGCUCCAUUGAUGUCGACAGUACUCAGUACAAGUUUGGACACACAAAGGUUUUCUUCAAAGCUGGUCUUCUGGGAACUCUGGAGGAAAUGAGAGAUGAGAAACUGGCAGAGCUGGUCACAAUGACUCAGGCUCUCUGCAGAGCUUACCUCAUGAGGACAGAGUUUGUCAAGAUGAUGGAGCGCAGGGAGGCAAUUUAUGCUAUUCAGUACAACAUCCGCUCAUUCAUGAAUGUCAAAACCUGGCCAUGGAUGAAGGUGUACUUCAAGAUCAAGCCUCUGCUGAAGAGUGCAGAGACUGAGAAAGAGAUGGCCAACAUGAAAGAGAACUUUGAAAAGACCAAAGAGGAGCUAGCGAAGGCUCUGGCCAAGAAGAAGGAGCUGGAGGAGAAGAUGGUUUCACUGCUGCAGGAGAAGAAUGACCUGCAGCUACAAAUUCUGUCUGAAGGUGACACCCUAUCAGACGCUGAGGAAAGGUGUGAGGGGCUCAUUAAAUCCAAGAUCCAGCUUGAGGCCAAAGUCAAAGAGACGUCUGAGAGACUGGAGGAUGAGGAGGAAAUGAAUGCUGAGUUGACUGCAAAGAAGAGGAAGCUGGAGGACGAAUGCUCUGAGCUGAAGAAAGACAUUGACGACCUGGAGCUCACGCUGGCCAAGGUGGAAAAGGAGAAACAUGCCACAGAAAACAAGGUUAAAAACCUGGUGGAGGAAAUGACUUCUCAAGAUGAGACCAUUGUAAAGUUGUCUAAAGAGAAGAAAGCCCUCCAAGAGGCUCAACAGCAGACCCUGGAUGAUCUGCAGGCAGAGGAAGACAAAGUCAACACUCUGACGAAGGCUAAAGUGAAGCUGGAGCAGCAAGUGGACGAUCUCGAAGGUUCUCUGGAGCAAGAAAAGAAGCUUCGUAUGGACCUUGAACGAGCCAAAAGAAAGCUUGAGGGAGAUCUCAAGCUGGCCCAGGAAUCCUUAAUGGAUCUGGAGAAUGACAAGCAGCAGGCUGAUGAGAAAAUAAAGAAGAAGGACUUUGAGAUAAGCCAGCUCCUGGGUAAGAUUGAGGAUGAACAGUCUCUUGGGAUCCAGCUGCAGAAAAAGAUAAAGGAACAUCAGGCUCGUAUUGAGGAGCUGGAGGAGGAGAUCGAGGCUGAGAGAGCCGCUCGGGCCAAGGUGGAGAAACAGAGGUCUGAUCUCUCCAGGGAACUUGAAGAGAUCAGCGAGAGGCUGGAAGAAGCCGGAGGAGCGACUUCAGCUCAGAUCGAGAUGAACAAGAAGCGCGAGGCCGAGUUUCUGAAGCUGCGUCGUGAUCUCGAAGAGUCCACGCUGCACCACGAGGCCACGGCUGCUGCUCUGCGCAAGAAGCAGGCCGACAGCACGGCGGAACUGGGAGAGCAGAUCGAUAACCUCCAGAGGGUCAAACAGAAGCUGGAGAAAGAGAAAAGCGAAUUCAAGAUGGAGAUCGAUGACCUCAGCAGCAACAUGGAGACUGUUGCUAAAUCGAAGGGAAAUCUUGAAAAGCUCUGCAGGACAUUAGAAGAUCAACUGAGUGAGCUCAAGUCCAAGAAUGAUGAGAAUGUCCGUCAGCUCAAUGACCUGAGUUUACAGAAGGCAAGACUUCAAACUGAAAACGGUGAAACUGGGCGUCAGCUGGAGGAGAAAGAAUCUCUUGUUUCUCAGCUGACAAGAGGCAAGCAGGCUUUUACUCAGCAGAUCGAGGAGCUGAAGAGACACAUAGAGGAGGAAGUUAAGGCCAAGAACGCCCUGGCUCAUGCUGUGCAGUCAUCCCGUCAUGACUGCGACUUGCUCAGAGAGCAGUAUGAAGAGGAGCAGGAGGCCAAGGCGGAGCUGCAGCGAGGGAUGUCCAAGGCAAACAGCGAGGUGGCUCAGUGGAGAAGCAAAUACGAGACUGAUGCCAUUCAGCGCACUGAGGAGCUGGAGGAGGCCAAGAAAAAGCUCGCCCAGCGUCUUCAGGAUGCAGAGGAAUGCAUCGAGGCUGUGAAUGCUAAAUGUGCCUCUCUGGAAAAGACAAAACAGAGACUGCACGCUGAAGUGGAGGACCUGAUGAUUGAUGUGGAGAGAGCCAACGCUCUGGCUGCUAACCUCGACAAGAAGCAGAGGAACUUUGACAAGGUUCUUGCAGAGUGGAAGCAGAAGUAUGAGGAGAGCCAGGCCGAGCUGGAGGGAUCUCUGAAGGAGGCUCGGUCAAUGAGCACUGAGCUGUUUAAAAUGAAAAACUCAUAUGAAGAAACUCUGGAUCACCUGGAGACUCUGAAAAGGGAGAACAAGAACCUGCAACAGGAGAUCACAGACCUGAGUGAACAGCUUGGUGAGACCGGUAAGACGAUCCAUGAGCUUGACAAGGGAAAGAAAGCGGUCGAAUGUGAGAAAUCAGAGAUCCAAUCUGCUCUGGAGGAGGCAGAGGCUACCCUGGAGCAUGAGGAAUCCAAGAUCCUGCGUGUCCAGCUGGAGCUCACCCAAGUCAAGAGCGAAAUUGACAGGAAACUUGCUGAGAAGGACGAGGAGAUCGAGCAGAUCAAGAGGAACAGCCAGAGAGUGAUGGAGUCCAUGCAGAGCACGCUGGACGCUGAGAUCAGGAGCAGGAACGAUGCCAUGAGGGUCAAGAAGAAGAUGGAGGGAGACCUGAACGAGAUGGAGGUUCAGCUGAGCCACUCCAACCGCCAGGCAGCUGAAGCCCAGAAACAGCUUAGAAAUGUGCAGGGGCAGCUUAAGGAUGCACUACUGCACCUUGAUGAAGCGAUCAGAGGUCAGGAGGAAAUGAAGGAGCAGGUGGCCAUGGUGGAGCGCAGGAACAACCUGAUGGUGGCUGAGAUCGAGGAGCUCAGAGCUGCACUGGAGCAGACGGAGAGAGGCCGGAAAGUGGCUGAACAGGAGCUGAUUGAUGCCAGCGAGCGCGUGGGACUGCUGCACUCUCAGAACACCAGUCUCAUCAACACCAAGAAGAAGUUGGAGGCUGACCUCAUUCAGAUCCAGGGUGAAGUGGAGGAUUCUGUUCAGGAAGCAAGAAAUGCUGAAGAAAAGGCCAAGAAGGCCAUCACUGAUGCAGCCAUGAUGGCAGAGGAACUGAAGAAGGAGCAGGACACCAGCUCUCAUUUGGAGAGGAUGAAAAAGAACAUGGAGGUGACAGUGAAGGACCUGCAGAACCGCCUGGAUGAAGCUGAGAAUCUGGCCAUGAAGGGCGGCAAGAAGCAGCUCCAGAAACUGGAGGCUAGGGUGCGUGAGCUUGAGACUGAAGUUGAAGCCGAGCAGAGACGAGGAGCAGAGGCCAUCAAGGGUGUUCGGAAAUAUGAGAGAAGAGUGAAGGAGCUCACCUAUCAGACCGAAGAGGACAAGAAGAACGUCAUCAGACUACAGGAUCUGGUGGACAAGCUGCAGCUCAAAGUGAAGGCCUACAAGAGGCAGUCUGAGGAGUCUGAGGAGCAGGCCAACACCCACCUGUCCAGGUACAGGAAGGUUCAGCACGAGAUGGAGGAGGCUCAGGAGCGAGCCGACAUCGCAGAGUCUCAGGUCAACAAGCUGAGGGCCAAGAGUCGGGAACUUGGAAAAGGAAAAGAAGCUGAAGAAUAA
Limanda limanda (common dab) is the source of this 5811-nucleotide messenger RNA. RefSeq names its product myosin heavy chain, fast skeletal muscle-like. Gene Ontology annotation, cellular component: myosin complex. The transcript has 39 exons. Gene Ontology annotation, molecular function: actin filament binding; ATP binding; cytoskeletal motor activity. Lineage: Eukaryota; Metazoa; Chordata; Actinopteri; Pleuronectiformes; Pleuronectidae. Bases 1 to 5811 code for a protein of 1936 amino acids. The record is from RefSeq and is a predicted model, not a curated record.